Bufo bufo (common toad) is the source of this 2404-nucleotide messenger RNA. RefSeq names its product trophoblast glycoprotein (gene TPBG). Bases 486 to 1676 code for a protein of 396 amino acids. The transcript has 2 exons. NCBI's taxonomy places the organism in Eukaryota, Metazoa, Chordata, Amphibia, Anura, Bufonidae. Gene Ontology annotation, molecular function: protein binding. Gene Ontology annotation, biological process: negative regulation of canonical Wnt signaling pathway. The record is from RefSeq and is a predicted model, not a curated record. Gene Ontology annotation, cellular component: plasma membrane.
GGAUGACGCUGUGGUGUGGCAGCAGCACCUCGUGUGGAAUAGAUGUAGCGCAGUGAGCGUCUGGUGGAGCCCAGUUUGGAAGAUUAGGUGUUUCCUUCACUUUACUUACCGACUCCCCCUACAACUCGUAGAUCCUGGUGGUAUCUCCCGGAGAGGCAGGACCGGGGAGCAGCAGCAGAGCGGAGUAAGAGGCUGGUGUGAGCGGCUGGAUGUGGAGGAGUCGCUGCUUGGAGACCAGUGCCAGGAAUUCUCAGUAAAUAAGGGGAGACUCCAGGUUUCAUUGAGGAAGUUCUUCCCACUCCUGGAGAUAUCUUCAAGCGCCUGGCAUUGUGUGGUCCAGGGGUAAGGUUCUGGCACCAGAAGGAACGCUGCUCACAUCGUGCUUCCCUUUCUUCUGCCUGUUACUGCUGGGAAUUCACAUCGGACGGUAUCACAAAACCCUCUAUACGGGGGAAACCUGGGGUUACAACACAAUAGCAGGGGCGAUGCCUUCCUUUCAUGUACCCUCUUUGUUGGAACUCUGGAGGAGGGGGUCUGGACUAAGAAAUAUGAAGGGGUUGCUAUUACUAGUCAUAGUGUUUGUGCAGGCUUUGGGUAGUGUAUGGUCUCAGUCCGAACAACAGAUUCAGUGCCCCAAAUCAUGCGAGUGUUCGGAUUUAGCCCGGACUGUGAAAUGUGUGAACAAGAGUCUAAAGGAGGUGCCCAAAAACCUCCCAUCUUAUGUGAAGAAUCUCUUCAUCACGUACAACAACAUACACAGUGUGCAGGAGGGAUCCUUCAAUGAAGUCUUAACGAACCUUACCAAUCUCAGUCUAAGUAGUAACCACCUCCAGGAACUGGGCAGAAACACCUUCAGAAACCUUCCAGGUCUACAGCAUCUGGAUCUUAGCAACAAUAAGUUGGCCAAUAUUAGCGACUUGUCCUUCCAAGUUGGUGGUGGCCUUAGCAGUCCACUGCUGGAGUUGAACCUCCGUAGCGCUCUCUUCAAUGAGUCCAUGAUCUUCUUUGUGGCUGGUGCCCUGCAGAAUGGAUCGUUAAGUAACCUCCAGAAGCUAAGCUUGAGUGGGAACAAUCUAAUGUACUUGCCAACGGACAUGUUCGGUUCAUUGCCCAGCCUAACACACCUUGACCUGAGCAACAAUUCCCUGGUCAGUCUCCGAUCUGGGAUUUUCACCAACCUUGACAGCCUUGAGACUUUGGAUCUGAGAAACAACUCUUUAAAAAACCUAAGGAAUGCAACACUUUUCGAUUUUUCCAGUCAACCUGCUUUGUCCGUGUUCCUCGAGGACAACAGCUGGGUCUGCACCUGUGAAAUUGAACUAUUUCUUAACUGGCUCAAGGACAUGACAAUAGUGAAGGAUUCAUCCAGCUUGCUUUGCUCCGAGCCAGAGAAGAUGAGGAACAUUUCAUUGCUUUCAGUUAAAAUCUCUGAGCUCGAGUGCCCGCCAUAUCCAGAUGACACCAGCUUACAAACCUCCUAUGUUUUUCUGGGUAUCGUGCUAGCCCUCAUCGGAGUGAUCUUUCUGCUCGUCUUGUAUCUGAACAGGAAAGGGAUUAAAAAGUGGAUUUACAACAUCCGAGAUGCAUGCAGAGACCACAUGGAGGGCUAUCACUACAGAUACGAGAUCAAUGCAGAUCCCAGGCUGACAAACUUGAGCACAAACUCUGAUGUAUAAAGAAUUUUUUGGUGGACCAGAGCAACACUUUAUCUAUGCAUGAACUUAUUGUACAGAUAAUGCAUUUAACCGUGAGCUUGCUCUCUUCACUCCCUGCUGCAGAAGUAGACAAUGGCUCCACGCAGGGCUUCUGAAUGCCUCCAUCUGACUGUGAAUUUAUUGCUGCUUUCUAAUUUUCUCUGUACUGUAGAGUCUGGACUUCGCAUGCUGACCAUCCACACAGAGCAGACUGGUUUUGCUGUUCAUAGGAUGCCACUCCUAAAAGAACAAUGUUGGACAGUAGCAGAGCAGCAACAAGACUUAGCUUUUUAUCUUUUACUUGGUUUCCUAUCGGUACCACCCGUUGCCAAUCCAGAUACCAGUCACUGACAACUGCCUCAAGAUAUGUUUCUUUUUUUUUCCUUUUUUUUUAUUUUUUCAUUUCUUUUUUCUUUUAUAUACUGGUUUGUGAGAAUGCUUCCAAAGUUGCAGUUCUUUUGCAUGUCUAACAUGAGGAGCUAUACAGCAGCAUGUACAAUGUCUCCCUGUUUUUAAUGAUUUGAGAUCCUUACUUGGAGAACAUCAACAGUAAUACUUUUGCACUGUUUUUUGUAAAAGAGAUAUGCAGUUUAUAUCAAAUCCCAAAUUUCUAUAAACUGCGCCCGAUUUUAAUAACUCAGACUCAAUAAAGAAUAUAUUAAAAUAAUUAGUGUGUGGAUGUUUUCUGCCAAAAGAUCUUCCACCUACAU